UCAAGAAGAUACGCCUUAUUCUCAAACUCCAGCUUUUAUUGAGCACACUGUUGAAGGAUCUCCUUCGUUCAUAGAUACUUCGACGUCUCAUUAUCCAAAUCAAGAAGAUACGCCUUAUUCUCAAACUCCAGCUUUUAUUGAGCACAUUGUUGAAGGAUCUCCUUCGUUCAUAGAUACUUCGACGUCUCAUUAUCCAAAUCAAGAAGAUACGCCUUAUCCUCAAACUCCAGCUUUUAUUGAGCACACUGUUGAAGGAUCUCCUUCGUUCAUAGAUACUUCGACGUCUCAUUAUCCAAAUCAUGAUCAUCCUAACGACUUUAUUCGAGGAACGGAGGAUUGCUUUGCUCCAAUACAAAUACAUGAACUGUUCUGGUAA
Molecule: messenger RNA, 376 nt
Organism: Racocetra fulgida
Lineage: Eukaryota; Fungi; Glomeromycota; Glomeromycetes; Diversisporales; Gigasporaceae
Source: the annotation of a GenBank genome assembly